AGAAGAAUUUUGAUAUAUUUUAAGGAAAAUGUUGAAAGUGAUAUGUUUUGCUGCGUCGGUUUUUGUUUUGGCGGAAUCUGUGGAUUAUUCAAGGACAGAAGAAGGGUACCAUAGAGGAAUUUUGCCAGAUUGUCCAGGUUCAACAAAACCAGCAGAAAUCACACCAAAUAGCUUGAAGAACUUAAAGAUAUCAGUAUUUGGACCAAGGGCCAGCCUAACAACAUACUCUUACUACCAUGCCAAGCGAAUAGCCCGACAUCCUGAGAUAGAUUUCAACAAGAAGACUAUACUCUAUGUCCCUGGGUAUUUGGACAUGUCCACGGUGCCUAUUCGGAGGAGUAUGGUCCAGCUUUAUAAGGAGUUGGGUUAUAAUGUCCUCAUUUUGGACUACGAGGCUUUUGAUUCGGGAGAAAUGCCUGUUGCGGCUCGCCUAAUGCGUCCAGUUGGCAAGCAUGUCGCGGAGAUGCUAUCAAACCUAACCACGCUCGGACUGGACCCCAAAAAACUAGAACUCGUUGGUCUCAGUUUAGGCGGCCAAGCUAUAAGCUUCAUAGCCAAGAACUACCGCGAAAUAACUGGCCGGAACAUAUCCUCACUAACCGCUUUGGACCCUGCUGGGCGCUGCUUUAGACAUCUCGGACCAGAUCAAAGACUCGACCCUUCCGACGCUGACUUCGUCCUUAGCAUUGCCACUAAUAUGGACGAAAUGGGUAUAGCAACUCCUGUCGGUCACGUCACUUUUUACGUCAACGGAGGAGAAUUCCAACCCGGGGAUGUGUGGUGGCUACCCUGUGAUACUCUCUGCAGUCAUGUCAAAUCCUAUAUUCUUUGGCUCUCAGCUCUGAUCCAUCCAGGAAAAUUUGUAGGCAUGCAAUGUGAUUCUAUACAACAAGCGAGAGACUUUGACUGUUUUGACCGGAAGCCUUUAGUGACAAAUACGAUGGAUUUGUAUACGGAUAGAAGUAAACCAGGUAUAUAUUACUUGAGUACAACUCAUAAAUACCCUUAUUACUUAGGUAAAGAAGGGGUCUAUAGAAGCAAUGAUGUUAUUUUAAAGCAACUAGGCUCUUUGAAUGAGGCCGAAGAAUUGAUGGUUUAGUAAAUUGAAAAUAG
This is a messenger RNA of Cydia splendana, 1113 nucleotides long. Its product is annotated as phospholipase A1 member A-like. The transcript has 3 exons. Lineage: Eukaryota; Metazoa; Arthropoda; Insecta; Lepidoptera; Tortricidae. Gene Ontology annotation, molecular function: lipase activity. Bases 29 to 1099 code for a protein of 356 amino acids. Gene Ontology annotation, biological process: lipid catabolic process. The record is from RefSeq and is a predicted model, not a curated record.